Molecule: messenger RNA, 1845 nt
Organism: Durusdinium trenchii
Lineage: Eukaryota; Dinophyceae; Suessiales; Symbiodiniaceae
Source: the annotation of a GenBank genome assembly
AUGGUGCCAGAACCCAAGGUGAAGCGACCCCGCCGAACCAACACUGGUGGCAUUGCUUGGGCAUUGAGUGAAGUUAGAACGCAGCUGGAAACCAUUUGCGAUGUUGAAGGGGUCCGGGAGCUCUUGGAUCGCUUCCCCAACUGCGUCUUACUGGGCGGCAUCUCUGCACGCCGGGAGCUAGUGGCGGCCUUGCUGGGUGAGACUGCUGUGGCACAAGCUGCCGCUGCGGCACCAGAGGCUGAAUUUUGGCUGCGUGGCGUGCAGAAUGCAACACAACAGGCUCUUGGCCAGCGUUUGAAGCUGGACUCCCUGCGCCUUCGGCUGUCUGCAGCAGGCUGCACCAACUUGGACGUCAUCGACUUGCCCGAAAAAUGCAGCAACAGCCACUUGGUUGAUGUCCCGUUGAAGAUCGAGGUGCGCCAGCUGAAGAUUCUGAUUUUGGAUGAGGAGAUGCGUGUGAAGCACGUGGGUUCCAAUGCCAACCUCCUCGUUUGCUUGGAACCUGGUCCGCCACUUGAGCUCUGCAAGAGGUUCGACCCCAAGCUUUCUCGUACUGUGCUGGUUGGUGCUGCUGCCUCCAACGUCAGUGCAGGAGUUGAUGAUUCCCUGCCACCGUCCAUCCUUUGUGGCCCCGAUGCUGCUGGGUGCCUGGAGGAGCGAUUCGCCAACCUCUGCAAGGAGCGCGCGCCGCAAUGGAUGUCUAGCUUGGAGCGCUUAGAGCUACGGCUUUUGAAGUCAAGCAAAGAAGCGAGAGAAUCUGAGCAGAAGGAAAGCACUUUGGAACUUCUCACCAGAGCCAGAUCGGCUGGCUUUUCCUUCAGCCGCGCACUUCAAGAAGUCAUCCAAGGGACUCCCGGAUGCAAUGCUGGUGCUUUGACUCUGGAGGAGGAGCUCUUAGAUUUCGCUCGCUGUGCUGCCAAUGGGCAGUGUGGGGCAGGGGACUUCUUGCUCGGGGAGGAUGCUGCAGCGGCUGCGGCAGCAGUCUUUGGGACCUUCGGGGGUGUGGAAGGCUACAGUGCCUACCUUCGGAACAAGGUGAAGAUUCCCGGCUCAGACGUGGCUUUGAACGGUGGGGCCAGCUGGCGGCGGCUCUUGGCAGAGGUUGAAGUGGCAGUGCGCCUUGCUCAUCCACCAGAGGACUCCAUCAAGAACAUCGCCGUUGCAGCCAUUUGUGCAGGAGGUACUGGUGUCCAUGGUCAUCAGCGCUGGGAGGACGUGUCCUCCAAGCUGAUGUUGACUUUUGCCUUUGAGCCGCUCUUGCAACGCCUCCGCUAUGUGGCCGCGAGGGUGAUUUGGCUCUUGCGGCACCAAAAGUUAGCCGUCUCUGAGUGGAUGUCCUUCCUGGCUGAGGGGCCUGGUGCCAGGAUCUCUUCCCCGCUCUUCACUCAGCACCUCACCGUCAUGCGCUCCUCUCCGAUUGUCCGUGAUUUGGUCUACGAUGCCUAUGAUGGCGCAGUUGGAGCUGUAGGGGAGCAGCUGAUGAAGAAUCUUACCGGCACAUUGACUGCAGCGUGCAUCAAUCCUGAGCUCAUGUUGAGGUGCAGGGUGGUUAGUUUGGGGUUCCAAAGGCGAAGAAGAACUGCUGGAGCUGAACUACGAACAAAUUGCCAACAAUACUGGAAUGAUGGCCUUAGCAUUACGUGGCAGGGCAGGGGGAUUAUAAAAUAUUUACACAGCUGGAUAAGAGGGAACCUCGGCAAUAGCAUGUACUACCUUAGACUUACACUUGUGUCAAUCUCAUUUUGUUUACUGUAUUGUAUACUGUAUUCUUAUGUUCUGCCAUUGACCUUUCCCAUUCCAAUCACCCUGGUGCCAGGCCGCAAACCGAAACAGAGCUGGACUUGA